AUGUUGGUCUUCACUCCUCCGACUAACCCAUGGAUUGGCUUUAUUGUUGAGUUGACUACAUUGAUGGAGUCUCCCCCUUUAGUCAUUUGCAAACCCAGCCUCUUUACUUCCUCAACGGAGAUGAAGUUAUGGGAAGCACCCGUGUCCAGCAUUGCUCUUGUAGUCAUCCUGUCUAUUAACAUCUCUACAAAGAGUAACCCUUCGCUUGGGGUUUUGCUGGAGCUUGCAUCCCAUUCAUCAGUUGCUUUCGGCGACCGCGAUGACAGUGGCAAGAUCUUGCACUCCGCGUCUCCUAAGCUCAGUCUUUGCCCAUUAUUGAAGUCCAUCCAUGAAAUUGAAUGGAGCAUCCUUAUUAGACAUGUUGGGGAUUUCAAGAAACAUGCUAUUCAACUUCCUUCAACCAAACCAAGCCAUGCACCCUAUCCUCCUCCUCCCUCCCAUCACCACCACCUUCCUCCUCCUCCUCCUCCUCCCCUAUGGAUCCCUCGCCGGACCCAACUCCACUUCCGUCGCCAAGGCAUCACCGGCCCGCCUUACCGUCCCUUCAUCGGCAACGCCGGCGACAUCCGCAAGCUCGCGGCGGCCGCUCUGUCCCAACCGAUGCCGAAACUCUGCCACGAUAUAUUGUGGCGAGUUGACCCGCGUUACGCGCUAUGGUCGGCAGCACACGGCAAGACCUUCCUGUUCUGGUUCGGGACUCGGCCGCGGCUGGCUUUCGCAGAGCCGGAGAUGGUGAAGGAGGUGCUGUUGAAUACAGGUGGGGGAGGAGGAGAGUUUGAGAGGAUGCAGGAGACUCCUAUUGUGAAGUAUUUGCUUGGGGAUGGCUUGUUUAGGUUGAGGGGACCGAAGUGGGCAAAGCAUAGGAGGAUUAUUAGCCCCGCUUUCAACAUGGAGCGUGUUAAGGAGUGGGUACCAGUAAUGGUAGAGAGCACAAUGAGGAUGGUGAAGAAAUGGGAUAAAGAGAACGAAGGAAAGACAACAUUUGAAAUAGAAGUACACAAAGAGCUUCACAACUUCACAGCAGAAGUCAUCUCCAGGGUUGCGUUUGGUAGCAGCUAUGAUGAGGGAAAGCGCAUUUUUCAGCUCCAGGAAGAGCAAAUGAUUAAUGUUUCUCAUGCUAUACGCCAAGUUUAUAUUCCUGGUUUCAGAUUCCUACCUACGGAGUCAAACAAAAGAAUGUGGAGAAUAGAUAAGGAGAUACAAGAAUUGUUAAAGAAACUUGUUCAAUCAAACCGAGAUACUGAUAAAAACUCAAGAUAUUUGCUUAAUCGUAUGAUAUCUGCUAAAAAGCAUCAAAAACGAGAAGAGAGGAUUGAGACACAAGAAAUCAUAGAGGAAUGCAAAGCAUUCUAUUUUGCUGGAAAAGAAACAGGGGCUAACUUCUUAACAUGGGUACUAAUAUUGCUAGCAUUAUAUCCAGAUUGGCAGCAGAAAGUGCGAGAAGAGGUCCUUAAAAUUUGUGGUCAGCAAAAUGUUCCUGAGGCCGAGGACUUGGGCAAACUUAAUCUUGUGAGUUCUCAGUUUUUUAUUUUGAUAUUUAAAAUUUUAUAUUUUAAAAUUUAUAUUCAGAGCUUGAAUCACAUUUGUUUGAAAUAUUUGCAAGUAUAAUGUAGAAAUCAAUAGAUCAAGACUAAUGUAAAUGACAAUUAUGGUUCCUACAUAAUACAACCA
Molecule: messenger RNA, 1671 nt
Organism: Phalaenopsis equestris
Lineage: Eukaryota; Viridiplantae; Streptophyta; Magnoliopsida; Asparagales; Orchidaceae
Product: cytochrome P450 734A1-like
Exons: 5
Coding region: 1-1608 (535 amino acids)
Molecular function (GO): monooxygenase activity; oxidoreductase activity, acting on paired donors, with incorporation or reduction of molecular oxygen; iron ion binding
Source: RefSeq, a predicted model, not a curated record